Messenger RNA from Exophiala aquamarina CBS 119918, 231 nucleotides. Its product is annotated as F-type H+-transporting ATPase subunit epsilon. NCBI's taxonomy places the organism in Eukaryota, Fungi, Ascomycota, Eurotiomycetes, Chaetothyriales, Herpotrichiellaceae. Bases 1 to 231 code for a protein of 76 amino acids. Gene Ontology annotation, cellular component: mitochondrial inner membrane. The record is from RefSeq and is a predicted model, not a curated record. The transcript has 3 exons. Gene Ontology annotation, molecular function: proton-transporting ATP synthase activity, rotational mechanism. Gene Ontology annotation, biological process: proton motive force-driven mitochondrial ATP synthesis.
AUGGCUUUCGCUUGGAAAGCUGCCGGAAUCACCUACAACCGAUAUCUUUCAAUUGCAGCACGAGUGGUCCGACGCUCACUCAAGGAGGGCCCCCGGUUACAAGCUGAGAGACGAGGAGAGAUGGAAUUGAGAUUCGCAAAAUGGACGAACGGCAAACAAGGAGAAAAUAAAAACUUGGGCGAGGCCAACGCAGCGGCUGCACAGGAGCUGGCAUCACAAGAAGCUAAAUGA